CACUGUGAUGUCAAGGUGGGGUCAGGAUGCCUGGCAAACGCUAGGGAUUGAGAUUGCGAGCGGGCCCUAUCAUCCUCUGCAAACCUCGCCACACACUACUCCUCUGGUGUGGAGAGCCUCUCUUCUGUUAGAUUGUCACCCACCUACUUGUGUCUUUCAAUCUCAGAGCGACUAGUGUACAAUCAAGUGCUGGCGAGAGUGGUGUGUCUUCCUCAGCAUUCCUGCUUCUGUUGAAGCUUUUUGUUUCCAUGGAUGUUGCAGGAUCUCGUCGUGUUCCAUUUCAUGUUUCUUGUGUAUAUGUUAAGAGAGUGGUUCUGUUGUUUGGUAUUUGAUCUUGGGAAGUAUUUGUUAUUAAAUGCUCUGGCGAGUAAGGUAGCGCAUGAUAUCUGUGGUUCUUCUCGUUCGCAUCGUUUUGAUAUGUUUCAUUGCGCCAUCAAUCGUUAGAAUGUGAGUUCGUAGUUUCGAUUGUUUUAGAGGGUUCUUUUCUUUCAUAAUUUUUUUUCUGUUACCUUACAGAGGUAGAGUAAGGUUUGUUGUCGAUCGCAAUGUCUACCGAGGGGCAAGUUAUCACAUGCAAAGCUGCUAUUGCAUGGGAGGCCAAGAAGCCUCUUUCGAUUGAGGAUGUUCAAGUGGCUCCCCCCCAAGCUGGAGAAGUGCGGAUUAAGAUAACGCACACUGCGCUCUGCCACACAGACGCAUAUACGCUGGAUGGUCAUGACCCAGAGGGUUUGUUUCCCUGCAUCUUGGGGCACGAAGCAGCUGGAAUUGUCGAGAGUGUUGGAGAGGGAGUAACUGAGGUCAAAGCUGGAGACCACGUGAUUCCAUGCUACCAGGCUGAAUGUAAAGAGUGCAAGUUCUGCUUGUCUGGAAAGACGAACUUGUGUGGGAAAGUCAGGUCAGCAACCGGUGUGGGGCUCAUGCUCAGUGACCGCAAGUCACGAUUCUCCAAGGACGGAAAAGUGAUUUAUCAUUUUAUGGGAACGUCCACUUUCAGUGAGUAUACAGUAGUACACGCCGUUUCAGUGGCAAAAGUCAACCCUGCAGCUCCUCUCGACAAAAUCUGCCUGUUAGGAUGCGGAAUUCCCACAGGUUUGGGUGCUGUAUGGAACACUGCCAAGGUGGAGAAAGGAGCUAAUGUUGCUAUUUUUGGUCUGGGGACUGUAGGCCUAGCUGUUGCAGAGGGUGCCAAAGCAGCAGGUGCAGCCCGUAUAAUUGGUGUGGACAUAGACCCCAGCAAGUUUGACCGAGCCAAAGACUUUGGAGUGACGGAGACUCUCAACCCCAAGGACCACAAGAAACCUACUCAGGAGGUCAUCGUCGAAAUGACAGAUGGAGGUGUGGAUUACAGCUUUGACUGCACAGGCAAUGUCCAUGUCAUGCGUUCUGCCUUAGAGUGUUGCCACAAGGGAUGGGGCACAUCUGUUAUCAUUGGAGUGGCAGCUUCAGGGCAAGAAAUCUCAACGCGUCCAUUCCAGUUAGUUACAGGGCGUGUCUGGAAAGGCACUGCAUUUGGAGGAUUCAAGAGUCGCUCUCAAGUGCCAGAGCUUGUGGAGAAGUAUUUGAAGAAGGAGAUCAAGGUGGACGAAUAUAUCACCCACAACAUGAAGCUUGAUGACAUAAACGAGGCCUUCGACCUUCUUCACAGCGGCAAAUGCUUGCGAUGUGUGCUCCAACUCUCCAGUCUAUAACUUGGAGACGCUACAGAUAAAUAGCUGUACCAAUUCUGGAGCAUUUUGAACAAUAUUCGAAGAUCUCAGCAUAGUAUCUGCGGAAGACCAUAAACCUUUCUUCAACAACCUCUAAAGACUUUUAAUUCGCGCGCAAUUGUCUCAUAACUCACAGGCAUGCUCUUGGUAUGAACCAGCUUAUUCAAGAGAAUUAAAUAAACUCUCCACAGAUGUUGUGAAUGAAUGUGUUUGUUUGUAUGUGGAUUUGAAUAGAUAUGGCAUCCAUCCAUUCCAGGGAACUCGUGGCGCAAUGGAAGUGCGUUAAGUCUAGAUCAGAAGCUUUAGUGUUUGGUUCAGAUUUGGUUCAAGCACCUCUAUUUGAUCGUAUUUUUUGACCGGAAGUUGCCCCCUGCGAACACCUAGAUUAGAACAAUUUCUUUAAUUGGUACAUUUUUUUGUUGCAAAUUAAACAAACGCGUAAAUAAAAACACCUCUCAAUUACAA
Physcomitrium patens is the source of this 2171-nucleotide messenger RNA. The record is from RefSeq and is a predicted model, not a curated record. Lineage: Eukaryota; Viridiplantae; Streptophyta; Bryopsida; Funariales; Funariaceae.